Eimeria tenella is the source of this 1617-nucleotide messenger RNA. RefSeq names its product acetlytransferase, GNAT family domain containing protein, putative. Bases 1 to 1617 code for a protein of 538 amino acids. The transcript has a single exon. NCBI's taxonomy places the organism in Eukaryota, Apicomplexa, Conoidasida, Eucoccidiorida, Eimeriidae. The record is from RefSeq and is a predicted model, not a curated record. Gene Ontology annotation, molecular function: histone acetyltransferase activity; protein-N-terminal amino-acid acetyltransferase activity. Gene Ontology annotation, cellular component: Golgi membrane. Gene Ontology annotation, biological process: N-terminal peptidyl-methionine acetylation.
AUGGGGGCCCCCCAGGAGGAGCUGCUGGAGUGCGAGCAGCAGCAGCAGCAGCAGCAGCAGCAGUACGCCGUGUCUUCGGCGAUUCCUACGGACUGCGGGAUCCCGUGUCCCGUGCUGCAGCUGCCUGUACACCGGGAAGUGGCGGGGCUGCCUGCUUUGCUGCUGCAGCCGCUGGUGUCUUACCGACUUGCUGCAGCAGCAGAUUACCAGCAGCUGCAGCAGCUGCAUGCAGAGACCUUUCCCUUUGCCUACAACGACGCCUUUUAUUCUUACAUUUGUUCCGGCAGGGGCUUUGCCCUUUUGGCUGUUCUCAAGCGCAGCGACAUUCUCAAACUCAAGCAGCAGCAGCAGCAGCAGCAGCAGCAGCAGCAGGGGCCUGCGCCGGCGGCCGGCGGGCGGGCGGGCGCAGCUGCAGCGCCGGCAGCAGCAGCAGCGCCGGCAGCAGCAGCAGCAGCAGCGCCGAGCAGCGAGCGGUUCUCCUGGUUCUCCUCCUGGCAGUCCACAGGCAGCUCCACCCCCCAGCAGCAGCAGCAGCAGCAGCAGCAGCAGCAGCAGCAGCAGCAGCAGGAAGAGCUGAUUGUGGGUGUCAUCACCGUCUCCCAGAGCCUCACUUACAUUGGCCAAGAAGAUGCAGAAGUUGUGCGCAGCUGGGUGAAGGAGAAGGAGGAGGAGAUGGCGGAAGCCGCUGCUGCUGCAGUUGCUGCUGCUGCUGCUGCUUCUGCUACAGCCGCUGCAGCAGGCGCUGCAGCACCUGCGGAGGAGGGGGCCCCGGGGGCCCCCACUGCAGCGCAGCAGCAAGAGCCCUGCCGCCUGCAGCUGGCUGCGCGGCAGCAGGGGCUGUUGGGUUUUCCUUCAUUCUUUUCAGCCUUUGGCCAGGAAAGCAGCAGCAGCAAGAACGAAGCAGCAGCAGCAGCAGCUGCUGCUGCUGCUGAGGCUUCAACCUCGGAGGCAAGGCGCCCUAGCGAAGCCUCCGCGUGCGCCACCACUGCAGCAGCAGCAGCAGGGGAGCAGGCGGGGGCCAGCAGCACGUGGGACCGGGAGCGCGCCGCCGCUGCUGCUGCUGCUGCUGCUGCUGCUGCAGCAGCAGGCGGGGAGGGCGAGCGGGAGUGCAGCGACCUGGCGUACGUGCUGACGCUUGCUGUUGCUGCUCCGCUGCGGCGGCUGGGAGUUGCUGCUGCGCUGCUGCAGCAAGCUGUGGGGUUUUUCAGGUCCAGCAGCAACCCAGCAGCAACUGUUGCACUGUAUCUACACGUGGCAGAUUAUAAUGCUGCUGCUCUCUCCUUUUAUCUCCGCAACGGAUUCAGCAGCAUAAGAUAUUUUCCGGAAUUUUAUUGCAUUGACGGGAGGCCCUAUGGUUCUUACCUUUGCUGCAUGCACUUGCACGAAAGCUGCUGCUGCUGCAGCAGCAGCAGACGCGCAGCAGCAGCAGCGCAGCAGCAGCAGCAGCACCUCCUCCACGCGCACGCCGGCGGCCUCGUCAGGGGCCUCGAGGGCAUCGGCAGGGCCCUCAGAGUUGUCGGCUCUUCCGUCUCAGACUUCCUCCAGCAGCAGCCCCAGCAGCAGCAGCAGCAGCAGCAGCAGCAGCAGCAGGGAGGGGGGGGCAGCAGCGCGACCUAG